AUGGACGCUGUUCUUCGCCAGUCCAAGGCCAUGUGCCCCUUCUUGAAGAAGGCGUCACCGGCCACUCUUCGUGCGCUGUCGACCUCGACCCGGCCCCAGGCCUCUCAGUGCGGCGGCACCAUCUCCAAGCUCCAGCUGCUUGGCCAGCGAUGCCCCGUCAUGGGAAAGGCCCUCGCCAUCCAGUCCGCCCGCUUCGGUGGCAAGACUGGAAUCCAUGGCGCUGCUACUGUGACGGGUCUCCGCAACUUCUCCGGCCAUUCCAAGCCAGGGAAGGCCAAGAUUCAUACCAGUCGUCCCAAGGAGGCGAGGGCUGUCGACAGCCCUGUGUUCGUGGCUCGUGAAAGCGUCCAGUUUCCCCCAGCUGCGCCAGGCAGUCGCAAUGCCAAUGCUGCCUCGCCUAGCGGGAAUCAGGCGGAUCCCAGCACCAGGUUCGACUACAACGGAUUCUACGAAGGGGAACUGGACAAGAAACACAAGGACAAGUCUUACCGCUACUUCAACAACAUCAACCGCCUGGCCAAGGAGUUUCCGCAGGCUCACGGAGCCAACAAGGAAGAGCGCGUGACAGUCUGGUGCUCCAAUGAUUACCUUGGAAUGGGCAGGAACCCACAGGUCUUGAAGCAGAUGCACGAGACUUUGGACGAAUACGGUUCCGGUGCUGGUGGUACGAGAAAUAUCUCUGGCCACAACAAACACGCAGUCGAACUCGAGGGUACCAUCGCCAAGCUUCACGCCCAAGAAGCUGCACUCGUCUUCAGCUCGUGCUAUGUGGCAAACGAUGCCACUCUAGCCACACUGGGGAGCAAACUCCCCGAAUGUGUGAUUCUCUCUGACAGCCUGAACCACGCGUCAAUGAUCCAGGGCAUACGCCACUCAGGAACCAGAAAGAUCGUGUUCAAACACAACGAUCUUGAGGAUCUGGAAGCCAAAUUGGCUUCAUUACCGCUUCAUGUGCCAAAAGUCAUUGCCUUCGAGUCUGUCUAUAGCAUGUGUGGCUCGAUUGGACCUAUUGAAGGGAUAUGCGAUCUUGCCGACAAGUACGGUGCUCUCACCUUUCUCGAUGAAGUUCAUGCUGUCGGCAUGUACGGUCCAAAUGGCGCAGGUGUUGCGGAACAUCUCGAUUUCGAAGCUCACCAACAAGGAAGACCCGAGGGAACCAUCAUGGAUCGCAUAGAUAUCAUCACUGGCACCUUGGGCAAGGCGUACGGGUGCGUUGGUGGAUAUAUCGCGGGCAGUGCUAAGCUUAUUGACAUGAUCCGAUCGCUUGCACCUGGCUUCAUUUUCACGACCUCGCUCCCUCCAGCCACCAUGGCUGGUGCAACCGCUGCCAUUGAGUAUCAAAGGGAAUACAAGGGCGACAGGCGGCUCCAGCAGCUCCAUACCCGUGCUGUCAAGGAGGCUUUGGAUGCUAGAGACAUCCCGGUCAUACCGAAUCCCUCUCAUAUCAUCCCGAUCCUAGUAGGCAACGCUGAGCUUGCGAAGCAAGCCUCGGAUAUGUUGCUGAGCGACUAUCAGAUCUACGUACAGUCAAUCAACUAUCCUACCGUGCCGGUAGGACAGGAGCGUCUGCGUAUCACGCCAACCCCAGGUCAUACGAAGGAAUACCGCGAUCAAUUGGUCGAUGCCAUUGACGAGAUUUGGUCCAAGCUUGGAAUCAAGCGUACGUCCGAAUGGGCGGCUGAAGGCGGUUUCAUCGGUGUGGGUGAAACCGGGAAAAGCAUCGAGCAGCCUCUCUGGACCGACGAGCAGCUCGGUAUCGAUCGUCAAGUCGCCCAAGAAAUCAAGGCAUCGAAGCCUACUAAUGGUUUCAUGGAAACAUUGCUCGAACGCGAAACUCGAAACUCGGCAAGGGCUGUAAGUGCCGCCGCCUGA
This is a messenger RNA of Anthostomella pinea, 1872 nucleotides long. The record is from the annotation of a GenBank genome assembly. Lineage: Eukaryota; Fungi; Ascomycota; Sordariomycetes; Xylariales; Xylariaceae.